Messenger RNA from Poecile atricapillus (Black-capped chickadee), 6146 nucleotides. RefSeq names its product NFKB inhibitor zeta (gene NFKBIZ). Gene Ontology annotation, biological process: regulation of gene expression. Bases 74 to 2158 code for a protein of 694 amino acids. The transcript is spliced from 12 exons. The record is from RefSeq and is a predicted model, not a curated record. NCBI's taxonomy places the organism in Eukaryota, Metazoa, Chordata, Aves, Passeriformes, Paridae. Gene Ontology annotation, cellular component: nucleus. Gene Ontology annotation, molecular function: POU domain binding; DNA binding.
CCGCCCAGCCCUGGCCGUGCCCGCUCCCGCUCCGCCGCCCGCCGUCCCCCGCCGCCCGCCCCGCCGCAGAGCCAUGAUCGUGGAGAGCAGCCGGGACGCGGCGCCCGAUGGCGGCGACGGCGGCGCCCUCAGCAGCCCCAUCAACCUCGCCUACUUCUACGGGGCCUCGCCCCACUCCAGCGAGGGGAGCUGCUCGCCGGCGCACUCCUCUGCCCCCGGCUCGCCGGGAUCCGACUCGGACCUCUCGGUGAGCAGCCGCGGCGGCGGCCGGAGGGACCCCCGGGGCGGCCCCCGCCCCGCGCUGCAAGUUGAACAGCACAUGGGGGGCGGAAAGCAGCACAGAGGACCUUUCCAGGGGGUCCGUGUGAAGAACUCCGUGAAGGAGCUCCUGCUGCACUUCAGGAGCAGCAAACAGAUGUCCUCGGGUCCUGCCGCCGAGGAAAGCAAGGCACAAGGAGGAUUGGUGAACUAUGAACCAUACACAGAACUGAAGAGCAUACUGGGCCACAGUGGCAAAAGAAAGGCUCCUGAACUCCUUUCUGAUGGACCUUCUUUCAAACGCCAAGCAAAUGUUCACCCACAUCUCCUGACCCCACCCCAGACACCAACUUCUAUGGAUAGCAUGGAGGAGACACAUAAAACUGACCCAAAGCAUGACAGCAGUUCUGAUCUGCUUCAGAACAUCAUAAACAUCAAGAACGAGUCGAGCCCCAUUUCCCUGAACACGGUGCAGGUGAGCUGGUUGCACUCAGCCUCCAGCCAUGGCUCCCAUGAGCAGUACCAGGAUAGCACAGGAACACAGGCUUUCUCCCCAUCCCAGAAGUACCAAGCGUUCCAAGACCACACCAGCCAGCAUAUGCUUGAUGCACCACAGCAUUACCAGUUCCCUGCAUCCCAGAACCAAGAUUUGUCACAGAGUUACCCUUCAGAUGCCUCCCUGGACUACAGGCCGUUUGUUGCCAGUGACCAGUCUCCUGCCUACCAGCAGAACACCUUUGAGAGCCACGAGCUGCAGUACUGCCCGUCACAGAGCUUCUCUUCCCUCUUGAACGACUCGGAGGGUUCGGACAGCAUCUCCAGUCCCCUGCAGCCGCUGAGCAGUGCCCACCCACAGGCUGAGGUUGCCCCGCACGCCCUCAACUUCAGCAACCUCUGUGGUAGUCUGGAGCGCAGCGUCUCUUUGGCUGCUCUGAAUGUCUCUCUGCCUGACCAAAAUAUUGCCAGAAGCACGACGCAGCUGGGCAAGUCAUUUUUCCAAUGGCAAGUGGAACAGGAGGAGAACAAACUGGCUAACAUCUCUCAAGACCAGUUCCUUGCUAAAGACGCCGAUGGAGACACCUUCCUCCACAUCGCUGUGGCCCAGGGCCGUCGAGCACUCUCCUAUGUUCUUGCAAGGAAGAUGGCUGCCCUGCACAUGCUGGACAUUAAAGAGCACAAUGGCCAGAGCGCUUUCCAGGUUGCUGUGGCUGCCAAUCAGCAUCUCAUUGUGCAGGACUUGGUUAGCUUGGGGGCUCAAGUGAACACCACAGACUGCUGGGGCAGGACGCCGCUGCAUGUCUGCGCUGAGAAGGGGCAUGCCCAGGUCCUCCAGGCAAUCCAAAAGGGAGCCAUGGGAAGCAAUCAGUAUGUGGACCUCGAGGCAACAAACUAUGAUGGUUUGACAGCAUUGCACUGUGCGGUUGUGGCCCAUAAUGCUGUGCUGCAUGAACUGCAGAACUGCCAGCCACCUCACUCCCCUGAGGUCCAGGAGCUUCUGCUGAGAAACAAGAGCCUGGUAGAAACCAUCAAGAUCCUGAUACAAAUGGGAGCCUCUGUUGAAGCGAAAGAUCGCAAAAGUGGUCGCUCUGCUUUACAUUUGGCAGCAGAAGAAGCAAACCUGGAGCUCAUUCGUCUCUUCUUGGAGCUGCCCAACUAUCUCUCUUUUGUUAAUGCAAAGGCUUACAACGGCAACACAGCCCUGCACGUGGCUGCCAGCCUGCAGUACCGCGUGAGCCAGCUGGAUGCUGUGCGCCUGCUCAUGCGCAAGGGAGCCGAUCCCAGUGCCAGGAACUUGGAGAAUGAGCAGCCAGUUCAUCUGGUUCCUGACGGCCUUGUAGGGGAACAGAUAAGACGUAUCCUCAAAGGGAAGGCGAUUCAGCAGAGAGUGUCGCCAUUUUAGGCUCCAUAUUUCUUGGAGUUCAGCAACUUACACUCACUGUCAGUCAGGCAGUCCUAAUGAAUCUGUAAAUAGAGCAUUUGCCUGGUGUGGGCAAAUGUUAGUUGUUUCUAUGAAACAAAAGUAUUUUGUUCACUAUUAUAUAGUGGGUUACAUAAGAAUAAAAAAAUCCCAAACCAAACAAUCAAAUUCCUCCGACCAAAAGGGAAUGCUUCAUUCCCAAGUAUGUGGAACAUUUUCCUGGCUUCCUGUAUUUCCUGUAUUUCAUAGCUAUGGCAAGACUGAUUUUAUUUAAACAGCCAUGCAGCUAACUUCUAGACAAGGGCAAUUCUAUGGGAGUUUUUUUUUUUUUAAUUUUAGAGAGGGCUGAUACAGGUCAAAAUUGCAAAGAUUGUUAUGUUUUGCAACACAAAAAAAAAUGCAAGAGAAAUUAAAUAUUUUUGAAGUUGAACAUUUAUUUAUGUAACUUUGUGGCUUUGUUCCAGUAUCUUGUGUGGGAUUGUAUAUAGUCACUGACAUUAUUGUACAGCUGUAUAGUUCUAAAAAUCUAUUGAUCACUUGGACAAGGAUCUGAAGAAACAAGUUCCUUGAUCUUGAAUUUGCAAAUUGCAUACAGAGUUUUAAUACUAUACUGGUGCAAAUUGGGUAAAUUCUGUUGUUCUGAAAGACUGAGGAUGGAAAGUAGAGUUAAGACAGAUUGUCCCUGGCACUGAUUUGUGCAUACUUUUGGAGUUGUUAAUAAAACAUGAAAAGCUGUGCUUCUUCAGGGGACUGUGUCAGUUUUUCUCAUACCCAGUAGGGGUUUUUCUUGUGAUAGAACAAUAGAUUGUGAGAGGUGGAUCAUGAUUUUUAUAGUGUGUAUGUAACUUGUACUUUAAAGGAUAUGAUCCUGAUUCAGUGCAAGUGUUUGGCAUACACUUCACCAUUGAUGCUUGCUGAAAUCUCUCAAUGUUAAUUAUAAUACUUCAACAUGUGUAAGCCUUACUGGUGUCUGUGGGGCUUAAGCACAUGCAUAAGUAGCUUGCUGAAUUGUGCUCUAGUUAAUUCUAGAGACUUAAUGUUUUCCACCUCCUAAGCAGAGUUAGUCCAUUUAUGGUUUUACCUUAUAGGUAUAGUGGCUAGCAAAGUAAUAUUUGAAGUUAACAGUUUUUCUAUUUUUUAAUAAUUAUGAAUGGAAAAUGUAUACUAAUGAUGCUGUAUACUUGUGUUCUGUUGGAUAAAACUUCCUCCUAUCACUUUCUGAAUGAUCCAUGCUGGGCUGUAAUCCAGUAUUAUGUUCCCUGUAUGGUCUUUGCUCUUAAACUGUUUCUUCAUCACAUGCAGUUCUCUGUUGUAACCAUUUAAUUAGUCUGAUUUUGCUGUUUUGCCAAAGUAUGUCUUGUAGACAAGCUAAAUGAAAAAAAUCUGAUAUGCGAAGGCUUAGUUGCAAUGUAUUUCUUGAAGGGUUAUGUGUAACUUGUGUUUGAAUAAAUAUGCUAAUUCAGUUUUGGUGGUUCCUGUGUGUGAUACAAAUAAUGAUGAUAAAGUCAAGCUUGAGGUAAAACUGAUUUAGCAUGGUAAUAGUGUGAGGCUGAAAAGCCAUUUGCUAAGAUGAAAUGAAGUUUUACCAUCCUGCUGUUUGUGCUUUCUCUUGUUUGAUGCUGCUGUUCUGGGUAAUGCACUGUGCAGUUGUGUUGUCUGUGAAUUUAGUAGGUGUGCCCCAAAUUGAGUUUAUAGUCACCAGGUUGGAACCUGAACACUCGUCUCUGCAUUCUCGAAAGAAUAAUAGCAGUUCUGACAAUUACAGAGUCUGUUACAUUCUCCCCAUGACUUUCCUGCCUUGGUCCUCAGUUCUGGCAGGUCAGGCACAAGUGUCACCCUAGCACAGGGACUGUGCUAGGAAGUAGGGCCAUACACAUGGGGAUGGGCUGUCUGCCUCACAAAGGUGGUAAGAUGUGGCAGUGACCCUGCAGGGGGAAGAGCUGUCAUCACAGCCUGUCCCAGAUGAGCAUGGAGCUCGAGAGAUGGCAGGAGUUGAGAUAAAAGUGGAUGAAGUAUUAGGAUUGAAAGGAAAGGAAGCUGAGGAGGUUUCUAUGUCACUGUGUGAACCUGCUCUCCACUCUGCCUUGCUCUGCUGCUUGUGGUGACUGUGAAAGUGUGGGAAUUGGAAGAGGCCCAGAGGUGUGCAGGAGCUUUCUUGCAGGGAGCAGCAAACAAGGACAGUCGUUCAGAGCCAUGACAGGCCAGAGAACCUGAGUGAGGAUGAGCUCACUUCCAGCACGAGAGCUGGAAGCUAUUGAUGAAGGUGCCACACACACAGUCUGCAACAGGAAACAGAACUGAAUUUCUUAGUAGGAUAUGCAAAGUUGAUAUGGCACCUCUUUAUGUGAACAGCUAAUUGUGUCUAGAUUGUGCUGAAGAUGCUGUCAUCUGCACCUCUCACUGCAAGUGACCUUGCCUUGUUUUUUUAUAUUUUCAACAUGUAUAUUCAAAUAUUUUUUAUUUGUGCAAGGAUCCUGAUAGCACUGUUUUCGGUUAAUUUUAAUUUUCUUUGUAAGAGAUGAUUACACAGGAAAAAGGGCUGCUGCUGAGAUGUUCUGGCCCUUCAGAUCAGCCUGAUCUGACUGCCUGACACUCCUUUCUGGGUGGCAUUGAGUCAUCUCACAUCGGGAUUAAGUACCCUGGGUUUGUAAGGUUGGCAGAGCAUUGGCACGUGUUCAGCCAGCGCUUGAGCAUGAAGUAGGUGAGAGGCAUUUAGCAAGCAGUGUGGUGCUUUCUGUUUCACUCGUGCCCUUCUGGAAGGGGCACUCCUGGCACUCCAAGUUAGAAAAUUCCUAGUGGGAGGGAGGCUGUAGUGUUUGAAGCUAGGCUUCAUCUGCCUGGAGCGUAAUUUCAUUGCCUGGAGAGUUUAGUGGGUAAUUUCACAAGAAAGCAUCCCUGCUCUAACUGGCUCAUUUUUCUCUCCUAUGAUCUUGGGAAGGUCUGGCGUAUCUGACCCAAUUUAACCAGCUAUUAGAAGCAAUUCCUUUUUACUGAAGGCCAAGUACCACAAAAUAUUUAGCAGGCUAAGAGCGUUUCCCUGAUAACUUAAGGUUCUCGGAAAGUGCUGAAUAGCUUUUAUUGAUGUGGAUGUAGGCUCACCAUUUAUUUCACUGGUUGCAGUAGAGACAGAAGACUCUGGCUUGGUUCCGAGUAGGAAUAUUGAGACACGUGGUGCUUUCUUCCCAGGAUGUUUCUGGUUUGUUUGUCUAAGUAAGCCAAACUUCAGUGAAGGGUUGCUUCUUGAUUUUUGUGGGCUACUCAUCUGACUGGAGUUGUGGAAGGUGGCAAUCCAUGAUUUACAAGAAAUGUGUUCUUCUGGAGAUGCAAAAUGUACAUUUCCCACAUUUAUUGCUCAUUUUGUAUUUUUAUCAGAAAGCAAAAAACAUAGUCGGGAAGUACAUUCUUACAGAGGUUGGGUGUGGUAGAACUGACGGCAAAGAUAUGACAUGAACUGCUUGUUCUUCUUACCUGAUAGUUUACUUGUCUGGCUGCCUUUCUUUUAAAAAUAUAUAUGCCCUUCUGUGUAAGGGAAGAGCUGAGGAUGAUUAAAGUGCACUGAACAUGUAAAGAACAGCUUCCUGCAAUUAAGUAUAUGCCAAAAAUUGACCUGCUAUUUCAACGCAUUCAAAUCCUUCUAUUGUUAUCUAUUACUUUUCUUGAGUGUUUGGUGAUGUUCUUGGCCUGGGAUACUGAUGGUUUGGGAGGCAAUGCUCAUCUGUACACAGAGCUAUAUGAGCAGCUCUUUUCCUGGCAAAAUUUCCUGACUGUUCUUGGCAGUAUUUCUUUAGAUCUGCUUCCUGGUAGCAAAACAUCUCAAGGCAGCACUGAUGGAAUUGAGACCACAUUAGUGCAGAAGUCCCACACCUGAGGUUGUCUGUCUUGUAAUAGUGGAAUUUAGAUGCUGUUUUUUUUUCUUCAGGUACCUAUCUCAGUCUUGCUGGAGGAGAGUAAAAUAUCUUGUGCUACGUUU